Messenger RNA from Clupea harengus (Atlantic herring), 3072 nucleotides. Its product is annotated as E3 ubiquitin-protein ligase TRIM50. Gene Ontology annotation, molecular function: protein binding; zinc ion binding. NCBI's taxonomy places the organism in Eukaryota, Metazoa, Chordata, Actinopteri, Clupeiformes, Clupeidae. The record is from RefSeq and is a predicted model, not a curated record.
UUUAUUCCCCUAGCUGUGAGUUCCUUCACGUCAAAGUCUGCCACUCGUUCAGGUAUUUGAUAACAGUCGUGUUUCUGUGGGUGUAUUAAGGGACAACAUGAUGUAUCUAUGCCCACAAAACAGUGGCAAUGUCAAGCGUAUGAUAAGAGAAGUAGGGCACUUUAGGUGACCGAGUUGUGUAAGCGCCAAGAGGUGACCUAGCCCUCACAUACCCUCACUGUGGCACUACGAGGUGCUGACAGGAACAAUGGCCCGGAGUGGUCGGAGCAGAGUGGUGGUGAUAAACCAGCGGGGUGAGAGUGACCUUAGCUCUUGAUUGGGUAAUCUGCGAACAGCACCAAAGUCAUGGGUAGAGUGGCCUUUAUCGCAACCACCCUGAUUGGAGUGGGCUUUGAUGUUAUGAGAAGCUUGCGCUCUAAACACAACGCGUGUGCACACCUGACUACACACAAGUAGUCACACACGGUUAUGAUAGUUUAGUGUGUGAAUUAUAGCAAAGUCAUGCAAUGCACAAACGAGUGACAGAGCAAAAACAAAGGUUUCUUUUGGAAGAGAGAGAACGUUAAUACAGGAGCCAUUUACACCGGAAGAUCAGUUCAAUCCUGAGCGCCAACAGUGGGUUUGCGGUAUUAUAAUUAGGCUUCUCUUGCUGUUCUAUCUUCUGUUGGAAUAGUCUCCACAUGGACCGGAGACCUAGCGUGGCCUCUCUUGAGGAGCAACUGCGAUGCCCCGUAUGUCUAGAGGUGUUCACCGAGCCUCUGAUGCUUGAGUGCGGACACUCCUACUGCCGCACCUGCGUCCGCUCCCUGGACCUGGACCCGCUGGGUCAGCUCCAGUGCCCGGUGUGCCGCUGCUCCGUCGACGGCCUGAGCCCCCCGCUCAACCACUCGCUGGCUCGCCUCGUCGAGUCGCUGCGGGAGGUGAAUCGGCCGGGCGACGCCCCGUCCGAAAGCUGCGCGCAGCAUAACAACCCUCUCAGCCUGUACUGCGAGGAGGACCAGGUGGUCAUCUGCGGACUGUGCGGCAGCAUCGGAGACCACCGCGCCCACAAGGUCACCCCCAUCAGCAGUGUCCACAGCCGCAUGAAGGAGGAUAUUUCCAGUCUGAUGACAGAGUUUCAGAGCCAGAGGCGGAAGCUGGAGGAGCAGAUCUGUAAAAUGGCCUACAACAAAUCUCGCAUCACCAACGAGUCAGACGUGCUGAAGUGGGUGGUGCGGAAGGAGUUCGGCGAGAUGCGGCGCUGCCUGGAGCUGGAGGAGGCGGCCUUCAUGCAGCGGGUGGAGAGCACCGCCUCCGCCCUCAUCGGCUCCAUCCAGAGCCAGGCCGACCACAUGGGCACGCUGCUGGCUCGCUUCCAGGAGGCAGAGGGCACGCUGGACGCCCUGAGCAAUGAGAGCCACCUGACCUUCAUCACGAAGUAUGGAUCGAUCGCUCCAAGAUUUAAAGAGGGUCAGCAGCGGCAGCAGAGAGAGGAGCGGAUCUACAGCUCCAUAAACUUUGACCCCGGCUUCAAGCACAACGACAUCAAGAUGGCCGUGUGGAAGAGGCUCCAGAGGAGGGUGCUGCCAGCCCCCGCUCCUCUGAAGCUGGACCCCCUCACUGCCCACCCCAUGCUGCACCUGAGCGCCGACCUGACCGCGGUGGAGUGUGGCGCCCCGCUCUGCCGCCUGCCCAACAACCCUGAGCGCUUCAGCUACAGCUACUGCGUGCUGGCCGGCCGCGGCUUCUCCUCGGGAAAACACUACUGGGAGGUGCGCGUGGGUGCCAAGCCAAAGUGGCGCUUGGGCCUCAUCAAGGACAAGGCUGGGCGCAAGGCCAAGCUGCCCAAGAGCCCCGAGGCGGGCGUGUGGCUCAUCGGGUGCAGGGAGGGCCGCGUGUACGAGGCCUUCACCGCGCCACGGGUCACCCUGCCGCUGGCGUCGCCGCUGGAGACGGUGGGUUUGUUCCUGGACUACGAGAGGGGCGAGCUGACGUUCUUCGAUGCGGGGAGCCCCGACGAGCUGCGCCUCCUCUACUCGUUCCAGGCCGAGCUGCAGGGAAAGGUGUACCCGCUGGUCGACGUGUGCUGGCACGAGCGCGGAACCAACAAGCACCCCAUCACUCUGCUACAGCCUCACACGCAGCAGGCCUGAGGGACAUCAACUAGAACCAGAACCUACUCUCAGAGGUACAGGCCUCAUCAAGAACCAGAACUUCUCUCGCAGACACGGGACUGAGGGACCAGAACCAGAACCUUCUUUCAUAGACACAGGCCUGAAGAACUAGAUCUACAACCAGAACUUUCUUUCAUAGACACAGGCCUGAAGAACUAGAUCUACAACCAGAACUUUCUUUCAUAGACACAGGCCUGAAGAACUAGAUCUACAACCAGAACUUUCUUUCAUAGACACAGGCCUGAAGAACUAGAUCUACAACCAGAACUUUCUUUCAUAGACACAGGCCUGAAGAACUAGAUAUACAACCAGAACCUUCUUUCAUAGACACAGGCCUGAAGAACAAGAACUAGAACCAGAACUUUCUUUCAUAGACACAGGCCUGAAGAACUAGAACCAGACUGUUCUCUGACAUACACAGGCCUGAGGAAACAAGGCUACGUAGAACCACAACCCUCCCUCACAGGCACAGGAUUAAGGAAGAAGAGCUAGAACCAGAACCUUCUUACAUAGACAGAGGCCUGAAGAACUAGAGCUAGAACCAGUAUCUCCCCUCACAGACAAGGGGGCAUCUCCAGAGGGCAUCUCCAGGGGGCAUCUCCAGGGGGCAUCUCCAGGAUGGCACUAGAUCUACCAACGCCUCUACAGAGCCUAGAGAGAGAAAAGCGUUUUUUCCCGUAAGAUCAACAUUAUGAUCAUUUUAGCCUCAAAUCAUCACAUUCUCUUUGUACACUUGGAAUAUUUACUCUAUGAGUUACACUGUAAACACGGAGUAGGCUAAUGAUGUGUGAAAUCACUUGCUUACAGUGAUGCGUAUUGAAGGACAUAUGAAUGCAACAUGUUUCUCUGGCAUUGUUAAGAUUGCCUUCUCUUUAUCAUGAGAAGCAUAAUACAGACUUUCAAAAACAUCAGCAUUUAC